AAAAAAGUAUCCAAUGGGGAUGGGUCACUUGGCGUCUGUUUGAGGAUCAGACCCUCCUUCUUCUACAGUACUUGUUGCCUGGGAGAGGGCGCCGACUGCUUGAGGAAGCCGAGAAUGGAGAAGGCGAAAGAGUUUCUAAGAGUAUCUGAUGAACAGUCCAAUCUCGUUUCACGACUCAGUAUUCCUCCUCCCAGAGAAGGAGUCAGCUCAAGCUUCUACGAAGAUUUUGCCCUUAGAGGUAUUCGAGUCGACCGAGUCCAACCCGGUCUCGUCUCUUGCUCCUUCAAAGUCCCUCCUCGCCUAACCGAUAGGAAGGGAAAGCUGUCUGCGGGUGCGAUUGCGAACCUAGUUGAUGAAGUUGGUAGUGCUGUGAUUCAUGUGGAAGGUCUCCCCAUGAAGGUUUCAGUGGACAUGUCUAUUUCAUAUCUUUCAACUGCAAAUCUCAAUGAUGAGUUGGAAAUCACCUCAAAGGUUUUAGGUCAGAAAGGAGGUUACUCUGGAACAAUUGUUCUCCUGAGAAACAAAACAACUGGGGAGCUUGUUGCUGAAGGGCGGCAUUCGUUGUUCGAUAAACUUGCUAGCAAAAUGUGAAGCAAAUAGCACUCUGUCGCAUGUCAAUUCAUAUCGCACCGGAAAUUCAUAUUAGGACUAUACAUGGGUGUUCUCCAACUCAUGAACUAGUUGCUCUCUUCUUGUAUAUAUUUCAUGUGAUGUUAAGUGGUAGAUGUAUGGCCCAAAAAAACUUGAGUAUGGAUCUUUUAUUAUUGGUUUCGCAUGUUCAAUGUCAUUGCCAUAUAUUAAUCCUCGUUCAUCAAGCUUGUCGU
Molecule: messenger RNA, 824 nt
Organism: Ilex paraguariensis (yerba mate)
Lineage: Eukaryota; Viridiplantae; Streptophyta; Magnoliopsida; Aquifoliales; Aquifoliaceae
Source: the annotation of a GenBank genome assembly